Molecule: messenger RNA, 2166 nt
Organism: Notolabrus celidotus (New Zealand spotty)
Lineage: Eukaryota; Metazoa; Chordata; Actinopteri; Labriformes; Labridae
Product: epidermal growth factor receptor kinase substrate 8-like protein 1
Exons: 14
Coding region: 186-1787 (533 amino acids)
Biological process (GO): Rho protein signal transduction; positive regulation of ruffle assembly; regulation of Rho protein signal transduction
Cellular component (GO): ruffle membrane; plasma membrane; vesicle
Molecular function (GO): actin binding
Source: RefSeq, a predicted model, not a curated record
UGUGUGUUUAUCAGAGAGAAGAGAAAGCGGCACAGAUUAACUGCAUAAGGAAAGUCAGACCCGUUUUUCUGCAUGUCUCAGGAAGGUGGGACGUCCUCGUAUACACAGCUAAGCUCAGUGAACAAACGGAUCAGCAUGAGGAUUGGUUUCUGUGCCUGGACUCAAACUCUCAAUCUGCUGUGAAGAUGUCUGCAAAACCUCCUCCUGUGGUCCCAAGAAAGCCUUCAGGUGUCCGAGUCAUGAUGCCAAUAGGGGAGCAGCUUCCUCCCAGUGCACUGCCCAUCUACAGAGAUACUGUGAAAGAGAAUAGUGGCAGUGGAGAGACAAAUCAUACGUCACUAUUGAAUGCAGAGAGAGAGGUGGAGAUUCUGAACCACUGCUUCGAUGAUGUGGAGCGGUUCAUGGCGCGUUUGCAGCAGACAGCUGAGGCACAGAGUGUUCUUAAUCAAAGGAAGAAGAAAGGAAGCAGAAAGAGCAAAAAGAAAGAAGGACAAACUGCAGAUGAUCUGCUGACAAUGAAAGCUUGUCCUCCACCAGAAGAAGAAUUUGUGGACAUCUUUCAGAAAAUCAAGUACUCGCUCAGUCUUCUGGACCGUCUCAAGUCGUCCAUCUCACAGCCUGAUGCGCCAGACCUGCUGCACCCUGUCUUUGUGCCUCUUAAAUUGCUGGUGAAAACAACUGGAGGACCAGUGUUAGGCGCAUCUGUACUCAGUCCUGCUAUGACAAGUGGUGCUGUGUCCCUGCUCCAGGAGCAUCUGACUGAAGAGGAAAAGGAGCUGUGGACAUCUUUAGGGCUCAACUGGACCUCCCCCUGUUCGCACCUCACUGAUUCUGUCCCUCCAUACUCGCCCGUCUUCUUGGAUGGGUGGCAGCCUCAGGGGUAUGACUCAACUGGCCAGCCUCUGGAAGAUCCCAUCGAGUCUCAACACAAACAAGAUGUUCAAAGUGAACGAAGGGCAGCACAAAAUCUGCAAGAACAAGCUCGACAGACGGCAGAUGGCCUUCAUCAAAGCACAGAAGAAGGAGAAGAAAACAUGCUUCCUCCAGAGGGUGAGAGACUUUACUGCUGCAGUUAUGACUUUGUGGCCAGAAACAGCAGUGAACUCUCUGUACUACAAGGAGAAACAUUAGAGGUUAUUGAGUCAUCAAAGCGAUGGUGGAAAUGUCAGAAUCGUUUCGACCAGAUAGGAUUUGUUCCCUCUAACAUCCUGGAGCCUCUGUCUGCUGUGAACAACGCAGGGAGAGACAGCCCGGUGGUCCGCAGAGAGUCAAGGAAAACACCCAUUACCCCUCGCUCAAAGUACUUCUCGUAUGCUCCACCAAGCCCAGAUGGGAUCGGUCCAACAAGCCCAAUGCGACCACAGAGCAUGGUUUUACCAUCAACGACACUGCAGGGAGAGGACGGUGACCGAGUCCUGAUAGUGAACGAUGAGCUUCUCGAGCGGUUAGCUGGGAGAAGAGGCUCGACCCGUCCGCUGGUGGUCCCUCGCACACCUGACACUUCAACGCCCCUGAACUACCACUCUCCCUCUGCAGAGGUGGAGACCUGGCUCACCGCCAAAGGCUUCAAUCAGCAGACAAUUCAGAGUCUGGGCAUUUUAACUGGAGCACAGCUGUUCUCCCUGAAUAAAGAGGAGCUCCGCACGGUGUCAGCAGAGGAAGGAGCACGAGUUUACAGCCAAAUCAUGGUGCAGAAGGCCCUUCUUGAGGAUGUACGCAAAGCCACAGAGCUUGAGACAGCGAUGGAGAAGCAGAAGUUGAAGAUUGGCUUGGAAUCAGCAGGUUAAGUCAUGUGAAGGAACUUUCAGACAUCCACAAAUACAAAUCAAACAGGGAGCAAUGGAGAUAAACGUGGUAUUACAUCCACAGAGAAACUGUUCUCAUUUAAUCAUACCUGUUGUCACAUCUUGGCUGCAGACUUUGAAAUGAGAAAUGUCCUACAGUAAAUCUGAUCAUUCACUGGUGUUAUAUGUUUCUGUUAUAAUGGACUGAACCUGCUUUUUAGAAAUAUUUAAAAAGAGACAAAUAAACAUUUUGAUAAAAUGUUUGUGACUCCAGAGAACAGUCAGACGCUUUAUUGAUUCAGAGUUUGUACAGUUGUUUUUACAGACAGGUUGCUGCUGACUGACACUUUACAACCAAUUACAAAUAAAACGUACAUUUUCA